Notechis scutatus (mainland tiger snake) is the source of this 1445-nucleotide messenger RNA. RefSeq names its product calcium/calmodulin dependent protein kinase IG (gene CAMK1G). NCBI's taxonomy places the organism in Eukaryota, Metazoa, Chordata, Lepidosauria, Squamata, Elapidae. The record is from RefSeq and is a predicted model, not a curated record. Gene Ontology annotation, molecular function: protein kinase activity; ATP binding. Gene Ontology annotation, biological process: protein phosphorylation.
GAGAAGAUGGGUUGCAGACAAGAGGAUGACAGCACUUCCUGGAAGAAACCGACUGCCAACAUCAGAAAAACAUUCAUUUUCAUGGAAGUACUUGGAUCAGGGGCCUUUUCAGAAGUUUUCCUGGUGAAGCACAGAAUCACUGGCAAGCUUUUUGCUUUGAAGUGCAUUAAAAAGUCACCAGUCACCCAGGACAGCAACCUGGAGAAUGAAAUAGUUGUGCUGAAGAAAAUAAAGCAUGACAACAUAGUAACACUUGAGGACAUUUAUGAAAGCGCAACUCACUAUUAUUUGGUAAUGCAACUAGUGUCUGGAGGAGAAUUAUUUGACCGUAUUUUAGAACGGGGUGUUUACACUGAAAAGGAUGCUAGUAUUGUAAUUCAACAAGUCCUGGAAGCAGUGCAUUAUCUUCAUGAAAAUGGGAUAGUUCAUCGAGAUCUAAAGCCUGAAAAUUUACUCUACCUAACUCCAGAAGAGGACUCCAAAAUUAUGAUAACAGAUUUUGGUUUGUCUAAAAUGGAACAGAAUGGCAUCAUGUCUACAGCAUGUGGAACACCAGGAUAUGUUGCUCCAGAAGUGUUACAACAAAAGCCAUACAGUAAAGCUGUGGAUUGCUGGUCAAUUGGAGUUAUUACCUACAUCCUCCUGUGUGGAUACCCUCCUUUCUAUGAAGAAACAGAGUCCAAAUUGUUUGAGAAAAUCAGAGAAGGAUACUUCGAAUUUGACUCUCCAUUUUGGGAUGAUAUCUCUGAAUCAGCCAAAGAUUUCAUUUCUCAUUUACUCGAGAAGGAUCCAAAUAAGAGAUUUACCUGUGACAAAGCCCUCAGGCAUCCCUGGAUUGGUGGAAACACAGCCCUCUACUGUGACAUCUAUCCAUCUGUCAGUGUACAGAUCCAAAAAAUUUUUGCAAAAAGCAAGUGGAAGCAAGCCUUCAAUGCUGCAGUUGUGGUCCACCAUAUGAAGAAACUACACAUGAAUGGUCAUCAUGCAGAGGAUAAUGUCAAAAGUCAAGUACAAGUACAAAUUACAUCAAGGCCUAAUACAUCAUCCAUUACUUACAAGGAACAAUCAAGUCAAGACACCAAGAAUUUGAUCCCGGUAUUAUCCUAUCAGAAUACUUCAGAUCUUUGUGGCCUACAUGCCAAGAAGACAGAAAGUAAAUAUUUAGAUAACCCAGGUAGCACAUCAGUCCAUGUAACUUCUGUAACUACAACAGAUGGCCAGAGCCAUCCAAGCAGACCUCCAGAAGGUGGGACACGUGACAAAGUGAAGGCAAUGUUUUGCUCAGAAGCAGUACUCAUAAAAAGGGAUGCCAAGACACAUCACUUCAACUCAGAAGUCCUUGUUCCAGUCAAAGCCACUAAUCACACUUAUUUUGGAAGUGGGCAAACUGGUGUUUGCUUGGUAAUGUGAUUGAAAAAAUGCCUACUAUACGUAUAAAACAUAUA